GAUGCCUUCAAAUCGUUCGGUUAUAAAGAAGCUCCGUUGAUACCGACUGCAUUGUUGGUGAUUGCGUAUGGCAGUGUUGGUAUCGUAGCAUUUUUCGUCAAAGACGCACCACUAUUUCUGCAUCAAUUCUAUGUUAUAUGCAAUUGUUCAUUGGUUUCUGUGUUUUAUUUGCGUAUGUUCCCAACACAUACAGCGUGGUUCGUGUUGUUUUGUGUCAUCCUUUGGGAUGCCUUCGCGGUGUUGGCACCAAUCGGACCGUUGAGAAAGAUUAACGAAAAAGCGCAUGAAUAUAGUGCCCAAGUGCUGAGAUUCCUGAUGUUCACAGCCGAAGAUCCGCAUUUCGCCACGGAAGAAGACAGCAAUAAACAGCCACAAUUAAGCUCUCUAAUGGAAUCAGCGUUCUCAAUUAAUAAAAAUUCACAGCAUCCGAGUGUUGAGGAUAAUCCGCGGCGUGAUCAUCGACCUAAAAUUACGGCUCAGUUCAGUGACAACGAAGGAGAAGAAUCUGAUAACGAUUCAGAUCAGUCUGAUACUGUAACUGAAGAUAGCUACACGGUGAGUACUCAGGCCAAAAAAUUAUCGCAUAAUCUUUCAGAUGGGUAG
Anisakis simplex (herring worm) is the source of this 603-nucleotide messenger RNA. The record is from the annotation of a GenBank genome assembly. Lineage: Eukaryota; Metazoa; Nematoda; Chromadorea; Rhabditida; Anisakidae.